UCAUGAAUAGUCAUCUCUCGUACGGUUCUUUAUAAUUAGCAAAAGAAGAGGAAGAGAAAGAAGAAGAAGAUGAGACAACUUUGUCACGUUCGAGUAAUUUUGCCGCGAAAAAACAUUCCUCCCACUCGGUAUCCCAAUCAUCCCCUUCUACCUAAAAGUCUAGCCAAUAAGGAUGCACCACUCACACCACUGCAGCCCCCUUGUGACGACCUCUGUCAGUAGCGAAAGAGGGUGUGUUAGGUUAAACGGAGAGGCGACUGUCAUCGCGUCGUUCUUCGUGCCGAUUAACGAGCCGACUUAGACGAUACUUGCACCUCUGCGGGUGCUUCUUCGCGUGUAUUUGCCAGUGAUGGUUCCGCGUUGCUUCCAUUACCUUGACGCCCUUAUUUUCUACACCGUUAAUAAUCAAGAAGAAGAAAAGAAACAGACACAGUGCACGAUGAUCUUUUGGAUUAGUUUUCCUUGCUCUUCCUAUGUGUGGAAUAGACACUGACGAUAUGGAUGCAAUAUGGCUUCAAUACUUUGGCAUAUCUCUGGGAAUAGUUAUGCUUCUCCUGCCUUUGUCUUGCUCUUAUUGUUACUCUUCCCAAACAAUACUACAGCCCGUGAGGUAAUUAAGGCUCCACUGCCAAAGCAAGACCACAUUUCAUCACUGCCACCACCACCGGGACGUCUCACCACUGCCAAAAUAUUAAAGUGCGAUCAAAAAUUUAUAAGCACUCCUGAUGGGCCGCAAAAUGGAACUUUCUAUGCACCUACACUAAUAAAUCUAGAAGGAUCAUCUUGGCAGUGCAUUUACAUGUUUUUAGCAGGACCACGUCAACGCGUGGAACUUAUUUUUACUACAUUUGGCCUUCGAGGCAGGCCACCAGCUGGAUCUGCUGUUGGAGAAUUACCUGCUUGUAGCCAUGAAUACAUGGAUAUAUAUUCGGAAAUUCGUUCAGAUAACACUACCAAGUUAAUAGAAACACCAUUUGGAGGUCGUUUCUGUGGCCCAAUUCCACCUCGAAAACGUAUUUCUCUUUAUCAAGGCAUUGCUCUCAGUUUCUAUACUGAUAAAAAUAUAACGUUACCUACCCUAUUCAGUGGGAUAUAUACUUUUAUCAAUGCAUCCGUAUUUGAAAUUGGAACACCAAUACCAAGUGCACCAUGUUCUUUCACAAUAAAUUCAGAUGUUAAACGUAUUGGAAACUUAUUAUCUCCGACUUAUCCAGGAACGUAUCCAAAAGAUCUUUCAUGUAGUUAUCAAUUCAUUGGAAAACCAAGUCAAAGAAUACGCUUGGAGUUUCGAGAUUUUGACUUAUUCUUUGGCGGGCCGCAUUGCCCUUUGGAUUAUGUAAAAGUAUAUGAUGGACUCGACAAUACAUCUACUACUAUUGGAACAUAUUGUGGGCAACAACGCAAUUUGGUAUUAUAUUCAUCAGAAUCCAAUCUAUUUGUAUUAUUUGUUACUCUUCAGCGUACAGCGAAUACGCAAAAUCGUGGUUUUAAAGGAAUUUUUGAAUUUUCAGAAAGUUUUGUUAAAUUAGACUUUAUAACCAGUUAUAAUGGUGAACAUAUACGAGGCUCGGAAUGUGAUCAGAAGAUUUUAAGUAAAAAGAAGUCUUCUGGAUUUGUGGUUAGUCCUAAUUUCCCAUUUCCUUAUAUGCCAAAAGUUGUAUGCCGUUAUUUUAUUUAUGGAAUGCAAGAUAUACAACAUCUUGAACGCGUUCGCUUGGAAUUUGUAAUAUUUGAAAUUCCAAGAAAUGAAUUUAAAGAAGAUCCUGCAUGUACUGAUGGUUACUUAAAACUAUAUUUGAAAGGUCAAGAAACAACUGAUUCUUAUGAUAAAUUUGAUUAUGAAUUAUGUGGUGUGAAAAAUAAUCCAGAACAUGUAGUUAGCGAUGGCCCAAGACUUGUUAUGGUAUUUAGCAGUGGAGAAUACCAAGGAAAAGGUUUUAAAGCACGGUAUACUUUUGAGACAGAAUAUAAAAUACCUGGAACAGCAGAACCAGAUGGUACCUGUAUAUUUAGAUACAGAAGUUCCUCUCGAAAAAAGGGAGAUUUUAAUUCCCCACGAUAUCCUAGUAAUUAUCCAAGUGAUACAAAUUGUACUUAUUUCUUUUAUUCGACGCCGAAUGAACAAGUGACAUUGAUAUUUGAUCAUUUUAAAAUUAGAACCAGUAAUGUGAAUCUAACGAUCGGUCACUAUGGAUUAACUUUAUGUAAAAACGACUGGUUAGAAAUUUAUACUAUGUAUCGCGAUAAUACAGAAAAAUUAAUAGGCAGGUACUGUGGUAUGACUGCUCCAGGACCAGUAGAAUCAACUCUUGGUGCUCUCGGUUUAAAAGUAAUUUUACAUUCAGAUUCCGAAAAAGUUUAUAGCGGAUUUAAAGCGCGUUACACUUUCGAGGUAGCAAAACCAAUUUUUGGAGAUUGUGGAUCAAAUAUUAGCAGUUUGAAUUAUGGAAUAAUAACUAGUCCUAAUUAUCCAAAGAAAUAUGGUGGCCCGUCGAAAAAGUUUGCUAGUAAAACAUGUAAUUGGUUCAUAAAAGUACGACCGAAUCAACAAAUAUUAUUGAAUUUUGAUAAGUUUUCUGUAGAAGGUGAUCAAACUGCACGAGGUUGCCCUGCAGCAGUACUACGUAUGUGGUAUUCUAGUUCGUCCGCGCCAAUUGAGCUUUGUGGUGCUAAAAAUAAUAAUACCAAUUGGAGCUUUGUAUCAGAAGAUAAUAAUAUGCGUCUUAGUUUCAUAUCAGCAGAUAAAGCGGUUGGACAGCUUGGUUUUAGAGCAAUAUGGACAGAGAUAAAUAUAAACGGUGAUUGUCCAAAUCAAUUUCUUUGCAGCAAAAAUAAGUAUUGUAUUUCAAAAACGUUGAGAUGUAAUAAAAUCAAAAAUUGUGGGCCGAACGAUACAUCGGACGAAGAGAACUGUGUUGCUACGAUAUCAGCAGAUACCUAUGUCAUCCCAGCAGUAUCUGUUGCAGCUUCUAUUUUAGUUGUUCUGUUUGUAUGCCUGUUAUGUCACAAAGUUAAAAGACCUGUUCAAGAAGUUCACAUUGAUAAUCUACAUCAACGUAUAGAAGAACAUCAUCCCUGCUACCAUCAUCAUGCUCUUCUGCAACAUCACCAGGAUCAUAUUCAUGAAUAUAAUCAAUAUCAACUUGAGCAACCUAGCCCACCUAGUGACAGUGAUGCUGAACAAGUAUGCGGUGAUGAAACAAGUAGUCCAGAUAGUGUGUGACCGUGGCCACUUGCAGCGUGGUUAAAAUCCUGGAAUUCCUUAUACUUCUCCACGUUGCUUCCCAGACUUUCUAAUGUGUAACUAGUUGUUAUUGUUGUUACUAUUGUUGCCUAAUGGGAGCAACUUACAGUGUCAUCAGCACUUACUAUUACAUAUGUCAACACGUUCCUUUUAGAUUCAAGUGAGACAAGAAACUAAUGUAGAUGAGUCUAUCGAUCAAUUCAAAUACGAUCGCUUUUACAUCUUAUUUGUACAGAAUAUAUUAUUUUUAAUUCAAAACAUAAAUUUACUAUGUUUCAGAAUAUAAAUUUUAUCAGCAAUACUUAAGUGUGGUAUAUUCAUUGUACUAUGCUAUCAUAAUAUUAUUAAUUAUACUAAUGCUGCUAUUUCAUAAAAUAUAUAAUUUGCAUGUAAUAUAUUUUGUACAAGUAUAAGUAGGCAAUAUCUUUUUACUAAUGUGAAUAAUAAUAUUGCAAAGUAAACUUUUUUGUACAAUCAAUUGAAAAUGGUCUUCAUGUAUCUAGUAAUAUAUAUAUAUAUAAAUAACUGUCUCCUAUCAUAUUUAUGAUAAAUUAAGGUACAUUAUCUUUUUCAAUUGCUAAUACAUAAACAAAAUAUCAAACUAUAUACACACACCCACACAUGCAAUAUAGAGUUUUAAUUUCCUGUUGUUAUUAUGUGAAAUAAUUAAAAUCUAUUGGUUAAUCAAUUUAAUAAAUAAUAUUAUAGUACGAAAUAUAAUUAAUUUUAUAAUAGUUUUGCUAAAUAUUCAUAACAAGCAUUAGUAUGUGUAAUAUUGAACAAUUAUGAAUUAAAAAUAAUUUUUAUUGUUAAUUCAGCAGACAUUGUACUAUAAUUUACAACUACUUUUAACUGCCAAUUUAUUUAUAUUAUUCAAUUCUCAAAAUUUAACAUAUAUAUAUUCACAGAUUUUAUAUUACAAACGAUUUGCAAAUCUUUUCAAUUAUAUAAUUAAGAAAACUACCAAGAGAAUUUUAAUAUAUAUUUCACAGUAAAUGCUGCCAUGGGAGCUAAAACAAAAUAUAUUCUAAACUAUCUUAAAUAAAUUCCAAGAUACAUCUUGUAAAAGGAUGUAAACUAGCAAACAAGGAUAUAUGCAAAAGAAGGAAGGUCAAGUAUAUAUAUAUAUAUAAUAUAUAUUUGAUAAUGUUAAUUAACAUAUUCAAGAUUUCUUGAAAUAAAAUCUUAUAUACAUUGUGUACUACAUUCCAGAAUCACAUAAAAAUUUUUUCAUGUUUUGUAGAGCAUUGAAACAAAUAAUACUGCAGAAUUGUGAGACUUUAUAAUAUCGAACCAGCGUGUUCAAUUUCUUUAAAUAUGCGGAAAAAGUUAUGUGAUAUGCAUAAUAGGUAAUUAUAUAUGUAUGUGUACAUGUAUAUAGUGCAGUUUAAAAAUGAUGUUUAUUUCAAUAUAUUCUAAGAAUUAUCGAAAAAUUAUAAGCAUUCUGUAUUGCGCUUUCGGCUAUUAAAGAGUUAUUAUAUACGUUUAUAAUUUCUAUAAUCUUUUGAAACAUAUUGACUGCACAAAGUUACUAAUUAGAGAUAUUUUGGUAAUAUCAUAUAUAAUUCUUUUAAAUAUAAUUCGCAGAUCUAUCAUGUAUAUGAUCUUUUGAUCUCUAUUAAUGAAACAUUUAAUGUGCAAAUUUUAUAAAAAUGCAAACUUUUGUUGGAACUAAAUUAUAAAUAUUAAAUGCAACCAUCAGCAUUUUUAUUGUGAAAGAGAAAUAAUAAUUUUGCAAUUAUUAGCAAUAUUGUUUUUAUAUAAAUCAACACAAUGUAUAUACAUAUAAUUUAUGUAAUUGAAAAUGACAUAUUAAAAAGCAAUUUGGAUAAAAUACUAUUACUUCAAAAUCAUAUAUAAUAUAAAUAGGUGUAUAAUAUAGAUACAUUAGUAAUAUCAAAGAAUUACUAUAUGAUAGUGUAUGUCUAAUGCUAUAUUUGUAAGUACGAAAUUUGCUAUAUAAGCAAGGCAUAUUGAUUAGAAAUACUUAGAUCAGCUUAGAUACAAUACAUAUGGUAUUAUCUAAGUAUGAUAAAAUUUAAGCAUGUAUUAUUAACAUAUAUGAGAAAUUUUUCUCAGAAUAUCAAAAAUUCUAAUUAUCUAUUUAAAACAAAUUGAAACAAAUUUUAAAUCAGAAUUGCAAAUGAGCACAUUAUUAUAGAACAUCCAAAAGGCAAGUAUAGAAAUUUUGGUAAGAAAACCAGUAUACAUUUUGUAAAAAGAGCAGAAUUAUAUACACUUGCACUAAAUAUAACAGGACCAUAUAUAUAAAGAAUAUCAUAUUUAUAAAAAAAAAAAAAGAAAAUUUUUUCAGUGGAUUUUAUUUUUUUGUUACUUGAAAAUAACUGUGUAACAUGUUGUUUUAUUAUAAACAUUUUUCAUUUGAUCUAUAAUAUUUAUAUAAUUGAAAUACUUACAUUUAUUGUUCAACAUAUUUAAAAAAAAAUUAUAUUAUUUAUCUUUUUUAUCACUUUUUAUUUAAUUAAUUUCUAUGAUAAAUAAAAUUUAUUGUUUAUUUACUUUUCUUUAUUAUAAAUUGCAUCCAUUGAAAAAUUAGUUAUUUCAAAAUAUUGAUAUAACUUACACCUAUAUUAAACAUAAUAAUUCAAAACAUAUAGAAUGCAUUUUAAAAGACCAAAAAAGUGUUUUAGCUAAUGGAAUAGUAUUUUUUGGCCAAUUUUGGUCUUUAUUAUACUCAUCAAAUUGAUUGAAAUGUAAUUACAAUUAAUGUUCUAUUCAUGAAUAUAUGCUAUGAAAGAUCAACUGCUGUAAAAAUCAAUAUAAAGUUGCUAUAGUAGCAAGGACCAAUAUUAGCCAAUAAAUAUAAUCCAAAUAUUAAUAUUUAAAAUAGGAAAUAACAAAAUAGGCAUAUAUACUCAUGAAAAAUAUGUUCACUACAAUUUGAGAAGUUUUAGUUAAAUAAAAUACGUAAUCAUAUUUUAUGAAAAAAUGUAAUGCAAACAUUUUGCAUUUAUGAAUAUAUUCUUUUUGUAAUUAUAGUUCUAUUACAACUAUAACAGCUUACUCAUAAGAUUGAUGAUUUACAAAAGUUAUAUCUUAAUAUUUCUUAUUGUUAUAUCUUUAAAAAAGUAUAUUUGUUUUUUAUAAAAAUAUUUUUUUUUAAAGAUUUUUUUAAACAAUUAUAAUUUCUAUAAUUAAAAAUAACUCUGAUUUUAAACAUAUAAUUCUUUAAUGAUAUAAUAUUGUUUACUGCAAAAAUGAUGAAACUCAUGAUGCAUAGAAUUUUAUAAAUUAGCAAUAAUUCUAAAUAUUGUUUUGUCAAUUAUGCUAGCUGGUUUAGCAUAUUUACAGAGUAAAAUUCAUACUUGCGUUUGGUAAAUCGAUUUAAUAAUAAGAGAAUAAUUUCUUUCUUUUUUUUUUUUUAUUAUUAUUAUUAUUUUUCGAUAUAAAAUACUAUUUUACUAUUUCUAUGAUCACUUUAUUUAUGCAAUGCAAACACUACAUACAAUUAUUUUUACUGAGAAGAUGUAUAGGUAAUAAGUGUAAUAUUUCUUUUUUAUAUAUAUAACAUAAUGUUUUUAUUAAGUAUAUUAACACGUUACUUCGUGUACUAAAUUGGACACGUUAAAUAAACUAUUUAAGGAGUAUCUCUAUACUCUAAAUAAAACCAGUUUUUAUAAAAAUAAGUAUCAAAGGCAAGUAAAUGCAUAAUACCAUCCUCCAUUAAUGUUAUGUAAGAUAAGUAAUUAGUUUAAUGCAAUAUUAUAUGAAAACUUAUAAACUAUAAUGGAAUAUUACUUGAUAAGAGUAACGUCACUUUUGAAGAAACGACUAUUAAUAAUUAUACCAUAAUAUAUGUAACAAAUGUGUAUAAGUAGUAAAGUUAGCAUUUAAAUUGUCAACCAAUUUAGAAAUAAUAACACACAAAUUAUCAAUAUUGUGUCUACGGUAUGAGUCCUCAACAAUGAAAAUACAUUUGUUUAAUAAAUCAA
Messenger RNA from Vespula vulgaris, 7197 nucleotides. Its product is annotated as tolloid-like protein 1. Gene Ontology annotation, molecular function: protein binding. The transcript is spliced from 17 exons. Gene Ontology annotation, cellular component: plasma membrane. The coding region runs from base 509 to 3223 and encodes 904 amino acids. Lineage: Eukaryota; Metazoa; Arthropoda; Insecta; Hymenoptera; Vespidae. The record is from RefSeq and is a predicted model, not a curated record.